Molecule: messenger RNA, 1888 nt
Organism: Nicotiana attenuata
Lineage: Eukaryota; Viridiplantae; Streptophyta; Magnoliopsida; Solanales; Solanaceae
Exons: 1
Coding region: 97-1581 (494 amino acids)
Cellular component (GO): cytoplasm; nucleus
Molecular function (GO): 3'-5' exonuclease activity; nucleic acid binding
Source: RefSeq, a predicted model, not a curated record
AUAAAUUUUUGCAAAACCAUCCAAUUUUAAUGAUAAUCCACUAAUCUCCCUUCCUUUUAUCCCUCGUAUUCUCCUGUAGUUUUGAAUAUCAUUUUGAUGACAUUUUCAUGUGCAUCUUGCCAGUAUUUUGUCUCGGUUGCCUUGCAAUAUUGGGUCAAAUCUUAUUUUCAUUGGGGAGUUGUUCCUUUCUGUAGCAUCUGUUAUGGGACACUCAUCCUUUUGCUAAUCUUUUCUCCAUCUAUUCAUACCAAACCAACAAUACUAGGAUCAUCUCAUUCAUCAAACAAACCUAUGGCUGGUACUGUAUAUUUGAGAACUAAUAGAUUUGAGGUUAAACUAGAAGGCAUUACCUUUAAAGCCAAAGAGUUUGAAUCUUUAUGCACAGUUGAUUUUCUUUUUCCGGAAGGUAAGAUUUGGGUUCGUCCGCCUGUUGUUGGCCUUGAUGUCAUGCGCCACCCUCGUGAUCCCUCCAUAAUUUUGGUUCUCUUUUGUUUCGGAGUAGGUUGUCUGAUCCUCAGGUUCCAUUCUGGAGAACAACUACCUGAUCCUGUCCUAAAAUUCCUUACUGAUGAGAGGAUCCGUUUUGUUGGUUUUGGAAUUCCAGAAAAGAAAGAUUUGUUCCCAUUUGAAGAAUUAGGCUUGACUAAAGAUAAAGUAGACAUUGGCUACCUGGCCACCAAGUAUUUCAACAAUCCCAAAUAUAAGCGGUGUGAAUUAGGAGAAUUGGCGCGCAAAGUUCUUGGGAUCAAGAGAAUGAUAGGUCUUACAGAGGCUUCAUCCUUCGAGAGACACGAGCAAAUUAAAUGCGCUAUCUGUCAACUUUUCAUAUCAACUGUGAUUGCCAUGUCAUUAUUCACUACAAAAGAUAAGAAAAAAUUGGCAGAUGCUCCAAAGAAGACCUCAUUUCUUAAGAAUCUGUCUUCUCUGCCUUUGUUGAGUGAAGGUUGGUUCAAAUUGCCUAAAGGAAAAAAGGGAGACAAGAAUCUUUCAUUGCAAAGAAGUACAGAUGUUCUUGUUCGGACAUCAUCAGAGGAAGAAGAUUAUCUUGUUGACGCUGUAAACAAACAUAAAGAAGGUACCAAUGGUAAUGACUUAAUACAAGCUAAAAUUGCAGAGUUUACCUUGUGUGACGAUUCUGCUGAUUUUUGGGGUGAUAAAGAAGACGCCAUGGUUGAUGAUCGUGUCCAAGAAAAAAGUAGUGAGUGUAAAUUAGAUGGUGUCUCUCCUCAUGUAAGUGGAGGUGAAUCCGGUUCUGGCGAGGAUCUUGUCCUAGUCGAAGUUAGUGAGCAUAAGUCAGGUGAUGAUUCUGCUUAUGCCAAGGCUAAAGAGAGUAGUGCAAAUGAUGAACCCAAGGAGGAAGCUUUAGUCAGUUUGGAAAAUGAUGAUUCCAAGAAGGAGGCAGCCUAUUUGAAAAAAAGGCCUAUAAAAGGGAUCCUGAAAUGUCCAUCUGCAGGUCUGGAAGCUUGGAAUUCACUUUCUCCUAAUCCUGAUUCCCCUGUAUCAGUGGACAAUGCAAAAAUUUCAUUGAGAAGAGCCAAUUCCAAGGGGUAUAAUGUUUGCUUUAAAGAACAGUGGCUGUGAACUGCUGGUGUAUGUAUAUUCCAUGCCCCGCUAAGUGUCCACGUUGUUUUUUUUGUUUGUGCUCCAUGUGUUAUUCUAGAGCCAUCACACUUUGUACAUUUCCAUUAGACUGGCUGUUGUAAUGUUUGUUAUAUUAUCAGACUUGUAUGUUCCACCUCAUCUCCUCGUGCUUCCACAUCCUCGUGUUUCCCUUCUCGUAUAGUCUCUAUGGUUGUGUGACUGGAAGCACUGACCGAGGUUGGAAUUCAUUACAUUGUUUCUGUUGAAUAUUGUGUGAAAUCUUACGCUGUUAGGAUACUUUCAUCUA